AUGGCGAAUCAUCCGCAGAUCCAAUGGGAGGAGGUGGGUCGGAGUUUUCCGCCACAGCAGCAACCACCACAACCGCUACAACAACAUCUACAUCCACAACUACAGGCUUUAGACCAGAGUACAUUGUCUAGAACCUCUAUCAAUCCCGUCCAAGAACCCUCAACCUCCAAAGGGCCUUCUACUUCCUCUAUCGAUCGUCCUUCCUUCACUUUCAUCGACCACGAUGAUGACCUUGCCUCAAAACGGAUCAAAGACGUACGGGCCCGUCGGGCCAUCAGGUCCCAUGUCAUGCGUGAUGUGCGCCGUCGUGAGAGACUGGCCGGGUUAAAGCGUACUUCUACACGAGGAGAUAAAAGUGAGCACAAAAACGAGAGCAAAGAGAUAAAGAAGAGGUCCUCGUCUUCCUCUUCGCCACUGCCGUCCACGAGCGCAACCACGACUACCAAGAACAGAUGGAAGAGUAAUGUUUCCAAUGAUGACCUGGAGAUGACACAGGAUAGUGCUCUCAACGAAGAACGCAGUUUGGAUUCACGAUCGUCUUCUGCGGAAAUAUUCUUAACUAGCAAGUCUCCGUCCGGUGUGGGAUCAUCAGCUACAUCCAUUACUCAGGAUGGUGCACAUUCACCGUUCCCGUCGAGUCCGGUAACUCAGGUGCCUGUAUGGGCAUUUGAUCCCUUUGGCACAUUGCCGGGUUCAACUCCGACGACAUUCACCAUCAUCGAUGGGUUGAUAAAGUACUUCUCAUCUGUCCUCAUCCCCAUGACCUUCCCCGCCGAAACGAAGCAACCGGCAACCAGUAAAAAUCGCAUGGCCCGCAUCAUUACCGAAGCGAUCUCAGAUCCGGGUCCCUUUUUUGGAUACAUGAGUCUGUGCGCAGCGCAUCGGGCAAUUUUGCAGGGGAAACAUUCACAUCUCCUCCCCGUUCAGCCAGCGGGGAAGGAUCGCAUCCUCUACGAACCGGAUUACUAUGUCAUGAAGGCUAAAUGUAUUAAUGAAAUGAAUAAGAAGAUGCUCGAUCCGAAACUGGCACUGACGGAUUCGGCAUUUGAUGUUGUUAUUAGUUUGACGUCGAGUGCGUUGACUAUUGGAGACUUUGAUGAAGCGCGAAUACAUAUCCAAGGCCUCAAGAAAAUGGUCGACGCGCGGGGUGGUGUUCGCGACUCAUCGUUUCAAGGAGAAGGAGCCCGCAUUCUCAGUAAUAUAUUAACGUGCGACGUCACCACCGCCUGCGGACUAAUGACCCGCCCAUUCUUCCCUCUAACAUGGGACUCCCAACCAAUCCCACCAGAGACUCUAGAACGCAUGCUCCCACCUCCCUCCUCACCACUACACAACACCGCCAUGCUCCUUUGCACAUAUACAGGUUUCUCCCCAGAACUGCGCAAAGCCCUUUUCAGCCUACGCAAACUCCUCUUCUUCGAAUACGCCAACCAUCUCGACCCAAAUCACUUCACCGCCCUCGAACAUGAAAUCUUCCUAUUCAAAAGCCAUGAAACAGAAUAUGAGCUGCUGGAUUACCCGUUCCGACUCGCACAGCUGCACGCACCAGCCCAAUCCCAACUCACAACCACAAACCCAAACCCAAACCAGAAGUUCUCGAGACCGCACAAUCCCCACCCCUUCGACUCCCACACCCUCACCUCCCUCGAAAACCUCACCCGCAUCACUGCAAUUUGCCACAUAAGCCAAUCCUUCGUGGUCUCGCCUCCCUCCUCCGGCAUGGGCCGAGCUUUAACCCACCACCUCAUCAACGCCAUCUCCAAAUUCCACCCAUCAACCUUCACACGUCUGCACCCAUCCCAGCUUGAUUUGCUGGCUUGGGCUGCAUUUGUGGGAGCGCGGUGUGCCAAGGACCAGCCCACGAAGUAUUUGUUUUUGCCGAUUUUGAAGGAGAUUGGGAGGGUGAGGGGGUGGAGGGAUUGGGGAGCAGUUGAAACGGGUUUGAGUGGAUUUUUGUAUAUGAAGGCGUUGCAUGGGGGGAUUUUUGAGAGGAUUUGGGAGGAGGCGGAGGAGGGGCCUGUUGUUGUGGAGGUUACGGAGGGAGAGUGGGAGGUGUAG
This is a messenger RNA of Paracoccidioides brasiliensis Pb18, 2058 nucleotides long. RefSeq lists its product as uncharacterized. The transcript is spliced from 5 exons. Bases 1 to 2058 code for a protein of 685 amino acids. The record is from RefSeq and is a predicted model, not a curated record.